Acanthochromis polyacanthus (spiny chromis) is the source of this 6205-nucleotide messenger RNA. RefSeq names its product meningioma 1b (gene mn1b). The record is from RefSeq and is a predicted model, not a curated record. Gene Ontology annotation, biological process: regulation of DNA-templated transcription. NCBI's taxonomy places the organism in Eukaryota, Metazoa, Chordata, Actinopteri, Pomacentridae.
ACUUGUUGCUGGCUCCUCUGGACGCGUUGAUCUCACACAGCGCCAAGCGGUAGAGCGGAGUGUGAGUGUAUCUGUGAAUCGCUCCCAAGUGCACUCAGACCACACCAGACAGAGAGUCGGCAAACGGAGGGACGCGCAGGUUUAGGGACGAAACGCACCGAAAGGACUUAAGGCACGGCGCUCCUCCACAGAGCGCAUGACCGGCAGAGGGGUGAAGGAUGCUGUCAAGCCGCUCCGUGGUUGUGGAGUGCAGGUAGUGCACGCCGCGCUGCUCCGGCUUUAGGUCGCGUAAACAGACGCCCCGGUGCCUGGGUUUGGAGAGCCGCGUUUGUGGACUUUCCAUCACACUGGACUUCUGGCCACAUGCCUGCUCAGCCUUUUACGAGAAUUUAAAGGACAUCGGUUGGAGGCGUUUAUUUGAAAGAAAGAUUUUCUUCACCCAAAGCCCGCAGAGACAGUUCUAACCAAACGGCUCCAAAUUGACUUUCCCCCCCUCCUUAUUUCCAGCAUGGGACCUUACACAGAAAAUCAUUCUGGGACAUUUGACAUCGGGCUGGAAUAAUGAAAUAGCAGAGAGAAACUCUUGUAUUCUCUGUUUGAGCGCUUCCAAUCUUUGUUAGCGAGCUGCUUUUUGUGCCAUGUUCGCCACGAAGAAAUGCGCACAGAAAAACUUUGGAAUGUGAUAGGUCAGUCGUGAAGCAAGUUAAAUAGCAGUGUUUCAUUUUUGUGUGCUUAGACAAAAAUCAGAAGAAGAGCAGUCCUCAGCACGCAUUCAUGCGGGAACAGACACUCAGUUUACGUGCGUAUUUGGACACAGUCUGUCCCCUCUCUCCUCCGCGUCCUUGGAGAAGUUGAAAAAAAGCGCACCCGAUUGAUUCACAGCAAUGAGAACUUAUUUGGUGAGUUUAAACAUUUGAAGUAGAUUAAUCAGCUGUGUGAAACAAACAUUUGAAUAGAUUUUUUUUGUGUGUAUCUUUUUUUUUUUUUUCCUUUUUGCUUUUGGAAGCAGACGGAAAAAUAGACAGUACGCCGAUGUCUGGCAAACUGGCCGUCAUGUGGGAUUGAUUGCAGGGGAGUAUGUUUGGGCUGGAACAGUUUGGUUCUCAAAUUAAUAGCAGAAACCCUGGCCAGUCAGAGAGAAACAUAAACCAACAAAGACUGAACAUGGGCUCCCAUUAUAAAAGCCCAGGUUUUCAUGCUGGAGGCCCGCCCGGUGCCGUGGAGCCCGGUAUGGGCCCUCUGAGCGAGCCGCAAAUGCUCGGGCUCAAUAUGAACAUGAACGGAGAGCAGUACGGGGGCUUUCAUCCACGGGGACACUCAGACAUGCAUGCAGGCGGCGGACUUCAGCAGCAGCCUCAGCAAGGACCGAUGCAUGGAUUUUUCAACAACCAGCAACCUCACCAAGGACAUCCUCACAGUCACCAACCUCACCCCCACCAACAUCACCCUCAUUUCAGUGGGAAUUUUGGAGGCCCAGAGCCAGGUUCAUCAUGCCUGCACGGUGGCAGGCUAAUGGGCUACAACAAUAAUGGCAUGGGACCACAGCAGGGCUUUGGAGAAGGAUUUGAUCCUCUUGCUGAGGGACAGGCAGGGGAUGGCUUUUCCCAGCAGCAGCAGCAGCAGCAGCAGCGGCCUGGUAACAUGCCCGACUUUCAACAUCACGGGCCUCCCACCGGCAACCAUGCUGUCCCUGCCCCCUGUCUACCCCUGGACCAGUCACCUAAUAGAGCAGCAUCCUUCCACGGUCUUCCUUCCUCCUCAUCCUCCUCCUCUGAGUCUCAUGGUUUAGAGCCGCGACGGAUGCCCAACCAGGGAGCCGUAGAAGGAUUAGAGUAUAACUUCCCGAGUGAACCUCCAUCUGGACAUUUUGAUGUACCUGUAUUUUCCCCAUCAGAAUCAGAAUCUCAGUUACCACAUUUUGGGCCAGGAAGGCCAGUUCCCGGCGGAAAUUUUCCAGGGAACCCUGGCAUGCCCCGGACACCUGGCAUGCAGGGCAUCUCUAAGGGGCACCAGCCGCCGCCACAGCCCCAGCAGCCUCAGCAUGGAGUGUUUUUUGAGCGUUUUGGAAACGGCCGGAAGGUGCCCGUGGGGAUGGAGUCGGGGGUCAAUGCAAGACAUCCUCUGAUGCAGCAGCAACAACAGGCUGGCUUGAUAGCCAGACAGAACUCAUGCCCCCCUGGCCUCCCACGACCCCCUCAGGCUGAGCCCGGCUCUGCUAACCCUAAUAUUUUGGAUGGAGGGGUCAUGAUGCCUGGCCAACACAACCAGUUUGAAUAUCCCAUUCACAGACUGGAAAAUAGGGGUCUGCACCCCUAUGGGGACCCCAUGUUUAAUAUGCAACAGCCAGCUCCUCCUCCCUCCCAACAGCCCCCAAAUCAGAGGCUGCAACACUUUGACUCUCCUUAUAUGAACAUGGCCAAAAGGCCUAGAUUUGAUUUUCCUAAUGCACAUGGCGGCGAAGGCUGGUGUGGCAGUAUGGAUAACCACCUCUCUCCCUCGGCUUACCCCGGGCUUCCUGGAGAGUUCACCCCACCUGUGAAUGAUGGGUUCCCACCAGGGCCCCUGCAGCAUCCAGGACCCGAGCAGCAGUCUCUGCAGCAGCGGCAGAAUGCAGCCAUGAUGAUAAAACAGAUGGCCUCUCGCAAUCAGCAACAGCGGAUGAGACAGCCAAGUCUGCAGCAGUUGGGUCACCAUGGCGAUGUUCCUCCUGGCCCCAUGGCUCAUGGAGGUCCCGUUGGGAACAUGCCACAGCCCAACUUUGACAGGGAGAAUGGUGGCAGGAUGCCCAAUAUUGAUGGACAAAAUCCUCAUGUAACUCAGGAGAACUCCUGGUUUCAGGGGUCCCACCCACCAGGAGAGAUGAUGUCACGGCGUAUGGGUGGAGCAGGUAGUGAGUCAGGGCCCCAUGACAUGGGGCUGCAGCAGAACGGGGCUGGGAUGAUGUUUCGGCCUGGCAUUGGCAUGCAGGAGCCCAUGAGAAUACCAGGAGAUGGACAUGUGCAGACCCUUCAUUCCCCUGGCAUGCACUCACAGUUCAGUGGCAACAUGGGAAACCUCUCACAAAUGCAGUCUCCAGGAGCAGGAGCAGGACAUCCAAAUGCACCAGCAGAGAGGCGGCCAGCUGACUUUCCUGCACCUCCAAUGGGAGCACAGCCAGCGUUUCCCUAUGGGGCUAACCGUCAGGGGCCGGCCCACAGUGCUCCCCAGGGGGUGAGCACCUCACCGGGGAGCUACCCUCCUCAGUCUGAGUUCCCCUCAGGCCAGCGAUCGUCUGUUAGUAAGCUUGGAGCUCUGUCCCUCGGGAACUUCAGCAAAACCAGCACUAAAGACAGUGUUUUCGGCCAGAGCUGCCUAGCAGCCCUUUCCACGGCCUGCCAGAACAUGAUCGCUAGCCUAGGGGCCCCCAAUCUUAACGUAACAUUCAACAAGAAGAACCAAAAUGAGGGCAAGCGAAAACUGAGUCAGACAGAGCAGGACAUUAAUAGCAGCACAUCUAAUGGGACUGGCAGUGCUGGUCCUGAAUAUUUUCAGAGCAGCACUUCCCAGAACAGCCAGAUGCCUGGCACCGGGAAUAGCAACUCUAAGCCUGCGAGUCAAAGCCAGACGGUGCAGGGGGAAGCCAGUGCCCUCUCCCCAAAUUACAACAUGGACGCUACCCCGUGCAGUGAGGGGAAGGCAACAACAGGGAGUGGGAGAGGGAGAGGGAGGAGAAAAAGAGACAGCGGACAUGUGAGCCCUGGAAUUUUUUCCUCUGACAAUGGUAACCCUGUUGUAAGUCCAGGCCAGCAGACCCCCUCGGCUGGCGUUGGGGAGAGGGGUGGGGGCACACCCCAUGAGAAACACCUCCAGUCACCCUCUUGGGGAAAAGGAGGCGACCUAAUGUUGGGGGACCAGGCUGACCUUAUGUCUUCUUUAGACAGUGGCAUUCAAAGUGUUGCUGCCAAGUCUGACAGUAGCUCACCGAGAGUGGACUUUCCUGACGAUGUCAGCACCCACUAUGGCAACGAGGAUGAGGUGUCCUCCAGCUCAGAUGCAGGAGGGGCCUCAAACACCAAGCCUAAUCGCAGCCCUAUGAUCACAGGCUCACCCAAAAUGCAGAGGGGUGACCAUGGGUUGAUAAAUGGACAAAAGCCCCUAACCAUGGGCAUUAACAAUCAUACUACCUCGACACCAGACAGCUAUGGACUGAAUGCUGGUGUGGGCACAGGGGCCAGUGGGGUAAGCCAUCCGGGCACUCCUGGCGUGGAGCAGGUACGCACCCCAUCCAGCACCUCUGGCCAGGAAGAAAUCCAUCCUCUGGAGAUUCUGCAGGCCCAGAUCCAGCUACAGCGGCAACAGUUCAGUAUCUCUGAAGACCAGCCCCUGGCCAUGAAGAAUGGCAAAAAGAAUGGCGACUGUCCCUCACAGAACGGAGACAAUGAGCUGGCGAGCUGCAGCCCGGAUGCUGGGAAGGGCUCAAUGGGCACUAUUGACCUUGACACCCUCAUGGCAGAGCAGCACGCCACCUGGUACGUGCCCAGUGACAAGGCCAUGAUGGACGGGUCAGAGGAUGACAAGGCCAUGGGACCCUGGGAAAAAAAUAAGAGCCAAAACAACAGUAAAGAAGAAUCGGAGCUCUCCCAGAGUAAGGCUGGAGCCGGGGCCCCGGGGGCCGGAAGUGGAGGAGGAGGAGGAGGAGGAGGAGGAGGAGGAGGAGGAGGAGGUGGGAGCAGUGGAGGGAACCACCUGCAGUGCCUGUCCGUCCACUGCACAGACGAGCUGGGGGACAGCAAGGGCCGAGGGGGGCCCGUCUCGUCUUGGCGCUCGCUCCACUCUGAUAUCUCAAACCGAUUUGGGACGUUUGUGGCGGCACUGACUUGAACAAAAAGCAGGCCCGGCAGCAAGGAAGGAAAGAAGAUGAGAAAAUAAGACGAAGGAAGGCUUCAGAGACAAAUAAUGAUGAGGAUGGCGAUGUUGAGAAUUUGUUGAGGAGACAACUGCGUGCGGCUCUUGCCUGUUCAGGGAGAGAAAGACAUUUACACUCACAGAUGCAACACAUGAACACCGCUAAACACACACAAACAUGCGCACACACUCGCACACACUCGCACACGUACAUGCAAAUACCAUGUUUUUUUCUUGACACAUGCAGUCACACUUAAGAACGCGCUCACACACUGCUGGACUACACAGCGCGGGCUCCACUCAACGACGCCCACAUCUGGAAAACCUCAAAUCAUUAUUUUUUUUUACUUUCAUUUUCUUUGUUGAAGAAAAAUAAAGAAAUGUUUAAGGAGGAGUACACAAAACCAGAAGAAGAAGAAGAAGCAGAAGAAGAAGAGAUAUCAGUUGUCAUUGGCUUUGAUUGUAUACCGGUGUUUAGUCUUGUGACCAUGAUCUUUUGACCUUUACUCUGUUGUUUAUCCCAGCCUGCCUGCUCCCGCCUCACCUAUAGUUACACCUCAGAUGUGUACAUUUACUUUCCAGGGGAGUCAGCUUUACCAUUUACAAAAUUCUGCCCCCUCAAAUUUCCAAUCUCCUAACAACACAGAAUUGAGAAUUAAAGAGCACCCCUCUAGUUCUGUGGAAGUGGCCUGAGAAGCAGAACUAGAGGCAGAAAGAUAGGAGGAGGAGUGAUUAUGCAUGAAUGUAACUCAGCAGUUUUUUUAACACAACUUUUCCCCUCUUUGUCCAAGCAAAUUUUUUGUCAUUUGCUACUCUUAAUCAUACGAUUCAUUGUAUUUCUUUAUUAUUUGUAUUGCUGGGAAUGCCUUUUCCUCAUUCUCUUCUCUUCUCUUCUCUUCUCUUCUCUUCUCUUCUCUUCUCUUCUCUUCUCUUCUCUUCUCUUCUCUGCCAUAGAUCUUAUGAGCUCAACCACUUGUAUACAAUUCAGCCAAUGGUAACUAAAAAAAAACCGCGGAGGUCAAGGGAUUGUUUAAUAAGGGAAUUGAAAAAAAGAUUAUUGGUAUUGCACAUGUAUAAUAAGAGAAAAUUUGCUGUGUGUUAGGCAAUCUUGUAAUCUUUAAAUAAAGCUUCUGUUGAAUUUGAAUUUCUGAAACAAUAGAUGGAGGACUGUGACGGCAAUUUACAAACUGAUUUUUGUUUUGUUUUUUUUUUCUUUUUUUAAUAAUAUGUAAAGUGCAGUCGUCUGUUUUCCUGCAUAUUGUAUAUAUCUGUAUAUGUUUUAUUGAGUAACUAAAUAACAAUAAAUAUGACGUUAAAGGUG